CCAGAGGAAGGAGGGCAGCUCCGAUUCCCAGCAUGGCCCUGCCGGCUUGGGCCAUCUGCUGCCUCCUGGGGGGCCUCCUGCUGUGUGUAGGGAGUACCAGCCCUGGCGUGCCCCGCUUAAGGCUCUCCUACCGAGACCUCUUGUCUGCCAACCGCUCUGCCAUCUUCCUGGGUCCACGGGGAUCCCUGGACCUUCAAACCAUGUACCUGGAUGAGUACCGGGACCGCCUUUUUCUGGGGGGUCGAGAUGCCCUCUAUUCUCUUAGGCUGGACCAGGCAUGGCCAGACCCCCGAGAGGUCCUGUGGCCACCACUGCCAGGACAAAGAGAAGAAUGUGUUCGAAAGGGACGAGACCUAUUGACCGAGUGUGCCAACUUCGUGCGGGUGCUGCAGCCCUACAACCGAACUCACCUGCUGGUGUGUGGCACUGGUGCCUUCCAUCCAAUCUGUGCCCUCAUCACAGUCGGGCAUCGUGGGGAGCAUGUGCUCCACCUGGAGCCCCGCAGUGUGGAAAGUGGUCGUGGGAGGUGCCCACACGAGCCCAGCCGUUCCUUUGCCAGCACCUUUGUAGGAGGAGAACUGUACACAGGCCUUUCUGCUGACUUCCUGGGGCGCGAGGCCAUGAUCUUCCGAAGUGGGGGCCCCCGGCCAGCCCUGCGCUCUAACUCUGACCAGAGCCUCCUGCAUGACCCCCGAUUUGUGAUGGCAGCAAGGAUCUCUGACAACUCUGACCAAGAUGAUGACAAAGUAUACUUCUUUUUCUCCGAGACUGUCCCAUCGCCUGAUGGUGCUCCAGGGCACGUCACUGUCAGCCGUGUGGGCCGAGUCUGUGUGAAUGAUGCUGGUGGCCAGCGAGUGCUGGUGAAUAAAUGGAGCACCUUCCUCAAGGCCAGGCUGGUCUGCUCUGUCCCCGGCCCUGGUGGUGCUGAGACCCACUUUGACCAGUUGGAGGAUGUGUUUCUGCUGUGGCCCAAGGCAGGGAAGAACCUCGAGGUGUAUGCACUGUUCAGGACUGUAAGUGCUGUGUUCCAGGGGUUUGCUGUCUGUGUGUACCAUUUGGCAGACAUCUGGGAAGUCUUCAAUGGACCCUUUGCUCACCAAGAUGGUCCUCAGCACCAGUGGAGAGCGUACGGGGGCAAGGUGCCUUUCCCCCGACCUGGCGUGUGCCCCAGCAAGAUGACUGCGCGGCCUGGACGGCCCUCUGGCAGCACCAAGGACUAUCCGGAUGAGGUGCUACAGUUUGCCCGAGCCCACCCACUCAUGUUCCAGCCUGUGAGGCCUCGGCAUGGCCGCCCUGUCCUGGUCAAGACCCAUUUGACCCAGCAGCUGCGUCAGAUUGUAGUGGACCGUGUGGAGGCUGAGGAUGGGACUUAUGAUGUCAUUUUCCUGGGGACAGAUUCAGGGUCUGUGCUCAAAGUCCUGGCCCUCCAGGCAGGGGACUCUGCUGAGCCCGAGGAGGUGGUCCUGGAAGAGCUCCAGGUCUUCAAGGUGCCAACACCCAUCACCAAGAUGGAGAUCUCUGUCAAAAGGCAAAUGCUAUAUGUGGGCUCUCGGCUGGGUGUGGCCCGCCUUCGACUGCACCAGUGUGAGACUUACGGCAGUGCCUGUGCUGAGUGCUGUCUGGCCCGGGACCCAUAUUGUGCUUGGGAUGGUGCCUCUUGUACCCGCUACCGACCUGGUCUAGGCAAGCGUCGCUUCCGCCGGCAGGACAUCCGGCAUGGCAACCCUGCCCUCCAGUGUCUCGGUCAGAGCCAGGAUGAGACCUCAGGACUAGUGACCACCAGGAUCUAUGGCACAGAGCACAAUAGCACCUUCCUGGAGUGCCUGCCCAAGUCUCCCCAGGCUUCUGUGCGCUGGUUCUUGCAGCGGCCAGAGGAUGAGAGCCCUGACCAAGUGAAGACAGAUGAACGGAUCCUACAAACAGAGCAGGGACUGCUGUUCCGUAGGCUCAGCCGCUUUGAUGCAGGUACCUAUACCUGCACGACGCUAGAACAUGGCUUCUCUCAGACUGUGGUUCGUCUGGCUCUGGAGGUGAUUGUGGCUACACAACUGGACAGCUUGUUCCCUCAAGAGCCAAGGCCAGAGGUGCCCUCCGCCUGGGGAGGCCUUGUCUCUGCCCCACCUAAGGCUUGGUAUAAGGACAUCCUACAGAUCAUUGGCUUUGCCAACCUGCCCCGCGUGGACGAGUACUGUGAGCGUGUGUGGUGCAGGGGCAUUGGGGAGCGCUCAGGCUCCUUCCGGGUCCGGGGAAAGCAAGCCAAAGGCAAGAGCUGGGCAGGGCUGGAACUGGGUAAAAAGAUGAAGAGCCGGGUGCAGGCUGAGCGCAAUCGGACACCUCGGGAGGUGGAGGCCACAUAGGGAGGGCUGUGAAGGGGGUGGUCAGCCUGGACUGAGGGUGGGGGGAGCUCAGCAGCAGCCCCCAGCAUCUCCCACCCACUCAGAGCAGAGGGGAUCAGGAUGCUUGAUUGCCUCUGAGAGUAGUUUCUGCCACCCACAGGCAAGACUGGGGAAGGGGCCUUGUGCCACGACCCUCUGCCUGCCCUCUCUAUCUUCUCAGUCCCAGCCCAGAGCUGGCAUCCAUCAGCCAUUGGCAGCCCCACAGGCCCUGCUAUUUUUUUUUUCAGAGAUGGUCUGACUUCCGGAGCACAUUUCCGGUUGUGCCCAGAGGCAAGAGGAUUGGGUGGUUCUUUCCCAGGCUGCAGAACAAUGGCUAGUCUGAGUGACCCUUAGAGUGGGUGUGUGGGUGACUCUAACAGAGGUAUCUGAGUAGGGAGGGGGGGGUGCUCACUCAGCCAGAGGAGGGUGCAAGUUGCCUCUUAAGUUGUACCUGUGAAGAAGAGCCCCUCUUCAUAUCCUGAUAUCUAGUAGGUUCCCUGUCAUGGCCCAUUACUUCUUCUGCAUCUCAGAAUUACAGACUUGUGGAUUUCUGGGACCUGGCAGUAGUGUGGGCCUCAGGUCCCACUUAAUCUCACAGUCUGCUAGCCUUUCCUCAGGCCUUGAACUGUCUGGCCAGGCUUUCUGGGAUGCCUACCUCCAGAGAUCUGUGCUGAGAAGGAGAGAGGUAGGAUCUAGAGGAAUGUCAGUCUUCAUCUUUAUAAACUAGAGAUGGGGAGAUUAAAGCCAGAGACAUGGAAGGAACUAGCUGCCUUUCCCAGAGCAAUGCAGGCACAUCUGACCCUAGGAGGGUAGGAAUGUGGAAGCUCUGAAGGCUACAGCCAAGGAUUUUUCCCAGGGCUGCAAAAAAUUGAAAGCCUAUUUAGGUGGAAACAGGAGGAUCUAUAGACCCAGGAGCAGGUGUCCUCAAGAGCUUAGGAUGAAAUCAAUUGGUUCAGGAGCCUCUGGAAGGUCAGAUGUUUUCAAACUGGAAUCUACAUUUUCUGAUGAAUAGAGUUAGACAAGAAUGGUUCCUUUAUAAUAAGGCGUAUGUUUCUCCCUCUCCACUUCCUCCUCUUCCUUUCUCCCUCCCCCCACCUCUCUUUUUCCUGGGGAUGAACUCAGGGU
Dipodomys ordii (Ord's kangaroo rat) is the source of this 3500-nucleotide messenger RNA. It is a transcript of the gene Sema3g, whose product is annotated as sema domain, immunoglobulin domain (Ig), short basic domain, secreted, (semaphorin) 3G. The coding region runs from base 33 to 2357 and encodes 774 amino acids. The transcript is spliced from 16 exons. Lineage: Eukaryota; Metazoa; Chordata; Mammalia; Rodentia; Heteromyidae. Gene Ontology annotation, biological process: negative chemotaxis; axon guidance; negative regulation of axon extension involved in axon guidance. The record is from RefSeq and is a predicted model, not a curated record. Gene Ontology annotation, molecular function: semaphorin receptor binding; chemorepellent activity.